This is a messenger RNA of Chondrus crispus (carragheen), 810 nucleotides long. RefSeq lists its product as hypothetical. NCBI's taxonomy places the organism in Eukaryota, Rhodophyta, Florideophyceae, Gigartinales, Gigartinaceae. The record is from RefSeq and is a predicted model, not a curated record. Gene Ontology annotation, biological process: vesicle-mediated transport; intracellular protein transport. Bases 1 to 810 code for a protein of 269 amino acids. The transcript has a single exon. Gene Ontology annotation, cellular component: membrane coat.
AUGCUACACAGCACGGUGCUCCCGCGUCCCGAACAAGUGUCGCUUCGCCAUCCUAAACCUCCCUACCUUCCCUUCCCCGCCUUCCGAUCCGAAGCACUUCGCUUCUCAAGUUUAACACGUCUAACAACCACUAACGUUCUAAUGGCCGCCGUAUCCUCUGCCGCCUCUGCGGCUGCCGCCCGCAUUGGCGCCGCUCUCUCCGAUGCGCAGUACUUUGAGUCGAGCAUGGUCCGGGUGGAAGACAUCCGCCGCCAGCUGGACAGCCGCUCCGUCAAAGAGAAGCUUGACGCCAUGAAGCGGGUCGUCGCCUUAAUCUCCCUUGGGAAAGACGCCUCCACCUUCUUCCCCGACGUCGUCAAAAAUGUCGUCGCGCCCUCAUUGGACGUCAAGAAGCUCGUCUAUCUCUAUCUCGUCCACUACGCAGAGGAGAAGCAGGACCUGGCUUUGCUGGCCAUCAACUCCUUUCAGAAGGACUUGUCCGACCACAAUCAGCACAUUCGCGCGCUUUCGCUUCGCGUCCUGUCCUCCAUAAGGGUCAGGGUCAUUUUGCAAGUCGUCAUUUUGGCCAUUAGCAAGUGUGGUAUCACAGCCCAGAUUUGUAAUUUGUACAGCACCCGCCGCCGCGGGUGCCUUACAAGCGCACGACUACACGUGGGCAUUACAGGCCGAUGGACUACAUGUGUGCCUUACAGGCGGACGACUACACGUGGGCAUUACAGGCCGAUGGACUACAUGUGUGCCUUACAGGCGGACGACUACACGUGGGCAUUACAGGCCGAUGGACUACAUGUGUGCCUUACAGGCGGAUGA